GAUGGCUCGCUUCGGGGAGGCGGUGGUCGGCAGGCCGGGGUCGGGCGAUGGAGACUCGGACCAGAGCAGGAACCGGCAAGGAACCCCGGUGCCGGCCUCGGGGCCGGCGGCCGCCUACAAGCAGUCGAAAGCGCAGAGGGCGCGGACUAUGGCUUUGUACAACCCCAUUCCCGUCCGGCAGAACUGUUUCACCGUCAACAGAUCCCUCUUCAUCUUCGGAGAAGAUAACAUUGUCAGGAAAUACGCCAAGAAGCUCAUCGAUUGGCCGCCAUUUGAGUACAUGAUUUUGGCCACCAUCAUUGCCAACUGCAUUGUCUUGGCCCUGGAACAGCAUCUUCCUGAAGAUGACAAGACCCCGAUGUCCCGCAGACUGGAGAAGACAGAACCAUAUUUCAUUGGGAUCUUUUGCUUUGAAGCUGGUAUCAAAAUUGUGGCCCUGGGGUUCAUCUUCCAUAAGGGCUCAUACCUCCGCAAUGGCUGGAAUGUCAUGGACUUCAUCGUGGUCCUCAGUGGCAUCCUGGCUACCGCAGGAACCCACUUCAACACACAUGUGGACCUGAGGACCCUCCGGGCUGUGCGUGUCCUGAGGCCCCUGAAGCUCGUGUCAGGGAUACCUAGCCUACAGAUUGUCUUGAAGUCCAUCAUGAAGGCCAUGGUGCCUCUUCUGCAAAUUGGCCUUCUGCUCUUCUUUGCCAUUUUGAUGUUUGCCAUCAUUGGCUUGGAGUUCUACAGUGGGAAGUUGCACCGAGCAUGUUUCACGAACAAUUCAGGUAUUCUAGAAGGAUUUGACCCUCCUCACCCAUGUGGUGUGCAGGGCUGCCCAGCUGGUUAUGAAUGCAAGGACUGGAUUGGCCCCAACGAUGGGAUCACCCAGUUUGAUAACAUCCUUUUUGCCGUGCUGACUGUCUUCCAAUGCAUCACCAUGGAAGGGUGGACCACCGUGCUGUACAAUACCAAUGAUGCCUUAGGAGCCACCUGGAAUUGGCUGUACUUCAUCCCCCUCAUCAUCAUUGGAUCCUUCUUUGUUCUCAACCUAGUUCUGGGAGUGCUUUCCGGGGAAUUUGCCAAAGAGAGAGAGAGGGUGGAGAACCGGAGAGCUUUUAUGAAAUUGCGGCGGCAGCAGCAGAUUGAGCGUGAGCUGAAUGGGUACCGCGCCUGGAUAGACAAAGCAGAGGAAGUCAUGCUUGCUGAAGAAAAUAAAAAUGCUGGAACAUCAGCCUUAGAAGUGCUUCGAAGGGCAACCAUCAAAAGGAGCCGAACAGAGGCCAUGACUCGAGACUCCAGCGAUGAGCACUGUGUUGACAUCUCUUCUGUAGGCACACCUCUUGCCCGAGCCAGCAUCAAAAGCACAAAGGUGGAUGGAGCCUCCUAUUUCCGGCACAAAGAAAGGCUUCUGCGCAUCUCAAUCCGCCACAUGGUUAAAUCCCAGGUGUUCUACUGGAUUGUGUUGAGCCUUGUGGCUCUCAACACCGCCUGUGUGGCCAUCGUCCAUCACAACCAGCCACAGUGGCUCACCCAUCUCCUCUACUAUGCAGAAUUUCUGUUUCUGGGACUGUUCCUCCUGGAGAUGUCCUUGAAGAUGUAUGGCAUGGGGCCUCGACUUUACUUUCACUCUUCAUUCAACUGUUUUGAUUUUGGGGUCACAGUGGGCAGUAUCUUUGAAGUGGUCUGGGCAAUCUUCAGACCUGGUACAUCUUUUGGAAUCAGUGUCUUGCGAGCUCUCCGGCUUCUAAGAAUAUUUAAAAUAACCAAGUAUUGGGCAUCUCUGCGAAAUUUGGUGGUCUCCUUGAUGAGUUCUAUGAAGUCUAUCAUCAGUUUGCUCUUCCUCCUCUUCCUCUUCAUCGUUGUCUUUGCUCUCCUAGGAAUGCAGCUGUUUGGAGGCAGGUUUAACUUUAAUGAUGGGACUCCUUCAGCAAACUUUGACACCUUUCCAGCAGCCAUCAUGACUGUAUUCCAGAUCCUAACAGGUGAGGACUGGAAUGAAGUUAUGUACAAUGGGAUCCGCUCCCAGGGUGGAGUUAGCUCAGGCAUGUGGUCAGCUAUCUAUUUCAUUGUGCUCACCUUGUUUGGAAACUACACACUGCUGAAUGUGUUCUUGGCCAUUGCUGUGGACAAUCUGGCCAACGCCCAAGAGCUGACCAAGGAUGAACAAGAAGAAGAGGAGGCCUUCAACCAGAAACAUGCAUUGCAGAAGGCCAAGGAGGUCAGCCCGAUGUCUGCACCCAACAUGCCUUCUAUAGAAAGAGACAGAAGGAGAAGACACCACAUGUCGAUGUGGGAGCCACGCAGCAGCCACCUGAGGGAGCGGAGGCGCCGGCACCACAUGUCCGUGUGGGAGCAGCGCACCAGCCAGCUGAGAAGGCACAUGCAGAUGUCCAGCCAGGAGGCCCUCAACAAAGAGGAGGCCCCACCAAUGAACCCCCUCAACCCCCUCAACCCGCUGAGCCCCCUCAAUCCGCUCAACGCCCACCCCAGCCUCUACCGGAGACCCAGGCCCAUUGAAGGCCUGGGCCUGGGCCUGGAGAAGUGUGAGGAGGAGCGCGUCAGCCGCGGGGGGUCCCUCAAGGGGGACGGACGGGACCUGUCGAGUGCCUUGGACAACCAGAGGAGCCCCUUGUCCCUGGGCAAACGGGAGCCACCAUGGCUGGCCAGGCCCUGUCACGGGAACUGUGAUUCGACCCAGCAGGAGGCUGGGGGAGGGGAGACUGUGGUGACCUUCGAGGACCGGGCCAGGCACAGGCAGAGCCAGCGGCGCAGCCGGCACCGUCGUGUCAGGACCGAAGGCAAGGAGCCCUCCUCCACCUCCCGGAGCAGGUCUGCCAGCCAGGAGCGGAGUCUGGAUGAAGGGGGGCCCACCGAGGGGGAGAAGGAUCGUGAGCCCAGGGGCAGCCAUGGGGGCAAGGAACCCACGAUCCAGGAAGAAGAAAGAGGCCAAGACUUAAGGAGGACCAGUAGUCUGAUGGUGCCCAGAGGCUCCGGGCUGGCAGGAGCCCUCGACGAGGCCAACACACCCCUAGUGCAGCCGCAGCCAGAGCUGGAAAUGGGGAAGGACUCGGGUCUGAUGGAGCAGGAGCCAGAGGGCAGCAGUGAGCAAGCUCUGCUGGGCCACGUGCAGUUGGACAUGGGCCGGGCCCUCAGCCACAGUGAGCCCGACCUCUCCUGUGUCACAGCCAACACGGACAAGGCCACCACCGAGAGUACCAGCGUCACCGUCGCCAUCCCCGAUGUGGGCCCCUUGAUGGACUCAACUGUGGUUCACAUUAGCAACAAGACUGAUGGAGAAGCCAGUCCUUUGAAGGAGGCAGAGAUCAAAGAGGAGGAAGAAGAGCUGGAGAAGCAGCAGCAAAAGAAGGAGAAGCGUGAGACGGGCAAAGCCAUGGUUCCCCACAGCUCUAUGUUCAUCUUCAGCACCACCAACCCGAUUCGCAGGGCCUGCCACUACAUUGUGAACCUGCGCUACUUUGAGAUGUGCAUUCUCCUGGUGAUCGCAGCCAGCAGCAUUGCCCUGGCAGCUGAGGACCCCGUCCUGACCAACUCGGAGCGCAACAAAGUCCUGAGGUAUUUUGACUAUGUUUUCACUGGAGUGUUCACCUUUGAGAUGGUUAUAAAGAUGAUAGACCAGGGCUUGAUCCUGCAGGAUGGGUCCUACUUCCGAGACCUCUGGAACAUCCUGGACUUUGUGGUGGUGGUUGGCGCAUUGGUGGCCUUUGCUUUGGCGAACGCCUUGGGAACUAACAAGGGGCGGGACAUCAAGACCAUCAAAUCUCUGAGGGUGCUCCGAGUUCUGAGGCCACUGAAGACCAUCAAGCGCUUGCCCAAGCUCAAGGCUGUCUUUGACUGUGUGGUGACUUCCUUGAAGAAUGUAUUCAACAUCCUCAUUGUCUACAAGCUCUUCAUGUUCAUCUUUGCUGUCAUCGCGGUUCAGCUCUUCAAGGGAAAGUUCUUUUAUUGCACGGACAGUUCCAAGGACACAGAGAAGGAGUGCAUAGGCAACUAUGUAGAUCAUGAGAAAAACAAGAUGGAGGUGAAAGGCCGGGAAUGGAAGCGCCACGAAUUCCACUACGACAACAUUAUCUGGGCCCUGCUGACCCUCUUCACUGUCUCCACAGGGGAAGGAUGGCCUCAAGUCUUACAGCAUUCUGUCGAUGUGACAGAGGAAGACCGAGGACCAAGCCGCAGCAACCGCAUGGAGAUGUCCAUCUUUUACGUGGUCUACUUUGUGGUCUUCCCUUUCUUCUUUGUCAAUAUCUUUGUGGCUCUCAUCAUCAUCACCUUCCAGGAGCAAGGGGACAAGAUGAUGGAGGAGUGCAGCCUGGAGAAGAACGAGAGGGCGUGCAUCGACUUUGCCAUCAGCGCCAAACCUCUCACCCGCUACAUGCCGCAGAACAGGCACACCUUCCAGUACCGCGUCUGGCACUUCGUGGUGUCGCCAUCCUUUGAGUACACCAUUAUGGCCAUGAUCGCCUUGAACACCGUCGUGCUGAUGAUGAAGUACUACUCUGCUCCCUGUACCUAUGAGCUGGCCCUGAAGUACCUGAAUAUUGCCUUCACCAUGGUGUUUUCCCUGGAAUGUGUCCUCAAGAUCAUCGCUUUUGGCUUCCUGAACUAUUUUCGAGACACCUGGAAUAUCUUUGACUUUAUCACCGUGAUUGGCAGUAUCACAGAAAUCAUUCUGACAGACAGCAAGCUGGUGAACACCAGUGGCUUCAAUAUGAGCUUUCUGAAGCUGUUCCGAGCUGCCCGUCUCAUCAAGCUUCUACGUCAGGGCUAUACCAUCCGUAUUUUACUUUGGACCUUUGUACAGUCCUUUAAGGCCCUUCCCUAUGUCUGCCUUUUGAUUGCCAUGCUUUUCUUCAUCUAUGCCAUCAUUGGGAUGCAGGUAUUUGGAAACAUAAAAUUAGAUGAGGAGAGUCACAUCAACCGGCACAACAACUUCCGGAGUUUCUUUGGGUCCCUCAUGUUACUCUUCAGGAGUGCCACAGGUGAGGCCUGGCAGGAGAUAAUGCUGUCGUGCCUUGGGGAGAAAGGCUGUGAGCCCGACACCACCGCACCAUCAGGGCAGAACGAGAAUGAGCGCUGUGGCACUGACCUGGCCUAUGUUUACUUCGUCUCUUUCAUCUUCUUCUGCUCCUUCUUGAUGCUCAACCUGUUCGUGGCCGUCAUCAUGGACAACUUUGAGUACCUGACUCGGGACUCGUCCAUCCUAGGGCCUCACCACUUGGAUGAGUUUGUACGCGUCUGGGCAGAAUAUGACAGAGCCGCAUGUGGCCGCAUCCAUUACACUGAGAUGUAUGAAAUGCUGACUCUCAUGUCACCACCGCUAGGCCUCGGCAAGAGAUGUCCCUCCAAAGUGGCAUAUAAGAGGUUGGUCCUGAUGAAUAUGCCAGUUGCAGAGGACAUGACCGUCCACUUCACCUCCACACUCAUGGCUCUGAUAAGGACAGCCCUGGACAUUAAAAUCGCCAAAGGUGGUGCAGACAGGCAGCAGCUAGACUCAGAACUGCAAAAGGAGACCCUGGCCAUCUGGCCUCACCUCUCCCAGAAGAUGCUAGAUCUGCUUGUGCCCAUGCCCAAAGCCUCUGAACUGACUGUGGGCAAAAUCUAUGCAGCAAUGAUGAUCAUGGACUACUAUAAGCAGAGUAAGGUGAAGAAGCAGAGGCAGCAGCUGGAGGAACAGAAAAAUGCACCCAUGUUCCAGCGCAUGGAGCCCUCAUCUCUGCCUCAGGAGAUCAUUGCUAAUGCCAAAGCCCUGCCUUAUCUCCAGCAGGACCCUGUUUCAGGCCUGAGUGGCCGUAGUGGAUACCCUUCGAUGAGUCCACUCUCCCCCCAGGAAAUAUUCCAGUUGGCUUGUAUGGACCCAGCCGAUGAUGGACAGUUCCAGGAACAGCAGUCUCUGGAGCCAGAGGUUAGUGAAUUAAAAAGCGUGCAGUCCUCUAACCAUGGCAUCUACCUUCCUUCGGACACCCAGGAGCAUACGGGAUCUGGGAGGGCAUCCUCUAUGCCACGCCUGACUGUGGAUCCCCAGGUGGUGACAGACGCUAGCUCCAUGAGACGCUCGUUUUCCACCAUUCGGGAUAAGCGUUCAAAUUCCUCAUGGCUGGAGGAAUUCUCUAUGGAGAGAAGCAGUGAAAACACCUACAAGUCACGUCGCCGGAGUUACCACUCCUCCCUGAGACUGUCAGCUCAUCGCCUGAAUUCUGACUCAGGCCACAAGUCUGACACCCACCGCUCAGGGGGCAGAGAGCGGGGACGGUCAAAAGAGCGAAAGCAUCUUCUCUCUCCCGAUGUCUCCCGCUGCAACUCAGAGGAGCGAGGGACCCAGGCUGACUGGGAGUCCCCUGAGCGCCAUGAGUCCAGGUCUCCCAGCGAGGGCAGGUCACAGACCCCCAACAGACAGGGCACGGGUUCCCUGAGUGAAAGCUCCAUCCCCUCCGUCUCUGACACCAGCACCCCAAGACGAAGUCGCCGACAGCUGCCACCCGUGCCGCCAAAGCCUCGGCCUCUCCUUUCCUACAGCUCCCUGAUUCGACACGCCGGGAGCAUCUCUCCCCCGGCUGAUGGCAGCGAGGGCGGCUCUCCGCUGGCCUCCCAAGCCCUGGAGAGCACGGAGGCCAGCCUGGCAGAGUCUUCCAGCGCCCGGCACAUACAGCAGGGCCAGCACGCCUCCCCACAGCGCUACAUCUCCGAGCCCUACCUGGCCCUGCACGAAGACUCCCACGCCUCGGACUGUGGCGAGGAGGAGACGCUCACCUUCGAAGCAGCUGUGGCCACCAGCCUGGGCCGCUCCAACACCAUCGGCUCCGCCCCACCGCUGCGGCACAGCUGGCAGAUGCCCAAUGGGCACUAUCGGCGGCGAAGGCGCGGGGGGCCCGGGCCAGGCGUGAUGUGUGGGGCUGUCAGCGACCUCCUGAGUGACACGGAAGAGGACGACAAGUGCUAGAGGCUGCUCCCCCCUCCGAUGCAUGCUCUUCUCUCACCCGGAGAAAACCAGGACCCAAUUGGGAAGCCAGUGCUGCCCGGGGGGGGAGGAAGAGGGAGGAGGAAGACGGAAGGACACCCUGCGUUAUCCGACGGGAGGAAGGAAAGGACACCAGGAAAACCAGUUGAACCCGCCAGAUUGCUUUACUUCCCUUUGCAAGACGGGCACUGCCAUAGUUCUGCCCCUUUGCCGGGGAAAGGAAAUCUGAGAACGUGGAGGAGGGUUAUUCCCAUGGCAGAAGGGACGUGAGGAGGGCUUUGCUUCCCCUUGCCCCUUCCCACUUUUCUAUAAGCCGUGGGGGGACGGAGCUGGCCUGUGUCUACGCCCAUUGCCCUGAAAAGCCUGGAAGACUUUCUGGCUCUUAGCUGGGGAGUCAUGGAGACCACAGGACAGGAAUCUCCUCCCUCACCGGUUCUUGCUCCUCAGCCAGCACCAGUGCCAUCAGGCCGAUGGCAACAGCAUCUCACGUGUUACCCUAUGGCUUGCUUCCCCCAAAGAAGCACAGGCUAAGUUUAGGAGCCUUGGAUGCCAAGGAUAGGAGGCAAGGAGGGAGGGGAAAGCUGAAGUGGAAGACGGGAUCAGGGUGCUGUGGCGGUAGCAGCAAGGGCUGGUCUGGGUGAGCAAAGCCAUAGUCCAGCAGCCCCGACCACAGGGGAGAGGCUCAGAGCGAUGAAGAAUGGGCGGUAGUGAGGGCAACAGUCCUGUCUCUUUGAAGCCUGUCAUCCACGCGGCAGGUGCUGUAUUAGGAUAGGCCAGGGAGGCCCCUCAGGCUCCACAGAGGUGCCCGACGCUCCAGGAAGGGUGAGGUCUUAAAAGCAUUUAACAACCUCUGUGGCCAGAGCCCCAGCUGGCAGGAGCGGAUGUUCAGCUUCCUGCUGGAGCCCCGCACUCUGCCAGGCUGUAGCCCUGCAAACGCUGGUCACAAGGGGUCCCUAAGGGUGGUGGGGAGCACUUAGGGCAGAGUCUGUUUUCCAGCCAGUCUAGAAGGAUGUGGAACAGUCCUACAGUUGUAUCAGCACUUAUGGCUGAAUGUCAGCCUAGACUCUGGCCCAGGAGGCAGCGGGCCUCCCUGCCAAGCAGCAAGGCCAAGUGCCAGAGGCCCAGCCUUCCCUGCCACUCGCUGAGAAGGCAGCACACAUAUACCCAAGGUAGGCCCUCCAUCACUGAAUGGAGACUUCUAGAGAGAGAGAAAAGGCAGACAGAUUGAAAGGAGAAGCUUCCAUGAGAGUAUCAGUCUGAGUUUACUGAGGGGACCUCCUAGGAGGAGGGCCUUUGGUCUGGCAGCUUCCUCAGCUCAUUUGUGGUUGAUAGUCAGUUUGACAGGAUACUUUGAAGGUGAUCAGUAAAUAUACCUCAGCUUAGACCUGGGCUGCUCCUCCUAGCAAAGUAGGCUCUGGUGGGGCCUCAUCACACACGGUGAGGAGACUGGAGUCCUGGUGGCCUUGACUAUCUCCUGGGGCCAGGACUGGGCUUUACCCCUCCCCUGAGGAAGAGCUGGGCAGAAGGCAGCCUCAGGCCACUGUGUCAUUCUUAACGCCCCCACUCUCAGAAGCAUUACGGAAAAGAGGGCCUUUCUUGGCUAAUCAGUGCUCCUCUUGUUUAGAUGGUCCAUUCAGGGAAGCACAUCCCUCUCUUUAUCUGGUGGAAAUGUACCAUCCCCUCCACUUCCUCCCUGGUCUCAUCACUGUAGCUGGAAGGAGCCCCGGAGAGGGGUGCCAGGCGGGGCUGUCCCUUCUCCGCCAGGAGCAGGUGGAGCUUGGCCCACAGGACACCCCCACCCCAGCCUGACCUCACAGUGGAUAAACACUCUUUUUUUAUCUUCCUCCAGCCAAGACAGACUCCACCUCGUGGGUAGGAGAAGUUAGUGGCUGUUAUUUUUCUUAGAUGGAGCCUCUUUUUACUUACGAAGCUUUUUGUUUUGGUUGAAAUAGAACUAAGGCAUAGUUGCAUCAACCUUGAAAAGCCAAAUACAGUCACAUGGCUGCAGAAUCAUUUGUCAUGGCUCUGCCUUCUCGUCUAGAUAUUGAUGCAGCUUCAUGACCCAUGGUCUGCCCCUCCGAUCAAAGGACUCCCGGGGCAGGAGACCACGGAGGCAGAACACAAGCUGCCUCCCCUCAGACCUUCUGCUCACUUUCAUUUUCCUCUCCCGCUGAGCACUCGUGUGCUCGGGCGUAGCUGGCAAUGGGAAUGUGACUAUGGAACGCCCCGAUCCUAACAGGCGUGCACUUUACAUAAGACUCAGGCGCUGGGCCUCGUAUCGUUUAAAGGUUUCCUCCGCUCAGCAUCAUUUCGUGCCAAAGCGCUGCUGUGGGCUGCUUUCUGUGCACAAAAUUGCUUUCUUCCACCUCAGAAAUGCAGCUUUCCCUGGGGACAGGCCCACAACAGGACAGCCGUUCUGAGUCAGCAAGUCUAUUACAUUGUGUUUUGAGAAAAGGAAUUGAAGCGGAAUCUUAGGCCAUUUCAACAGUAGGAGAAAUUUGGGCUGCCAGAGCAAUUACCAGAAAUGGAAUUUGCCUGUAAACCACAUUACAAACACUAAAUUUACCGUGUCAGGAAACCUGCCUGGACACCUGAACUCCUUAAACUCAUAUACACACACGCAUUUGAGUCUUCAAUAAAGUGGUAUAAAGCACUGCAGACGCAGUCUCCCGACCAACCACUUGUGUUUUUCUAGAUCAAUUCCCCCUGACCAAGAAAUUGGGUUUCUUAUCCCUUAGCCUGCAUUUACCUUUCUAUUAAGACCAGAAAAUAAAAGACAGUGUUCUGUUAAGUCACAGACCUCAUUAUCAUCAUCAUCUUCUAACCAUUUCCUUUUGCCUCUUAAUAAACAUGAACUCUCGCCUUCCCUCUAAUAGCUGACCAGGACAUCCCUUCCUACUUACCAGAUUCUGCCUCUUAUCUUUCCCCUGAAGAGUGGCCCCUUGAGAUCUCGAAACGUGUGCUUCUCUUUGGAUUAAAAAAGUGUGGCAGCAUCUCAAGAAAUGCCAAGCAAACCGGGAACACUAUCAGUGUUUGAGAUACACAGUGUUAUCCGAGUUAGUACUGCAGGGCCCCUCAGAAGAAUCUUUAUAU
Messenger RNA from Hyaena hyaena (striped hyena), 10051 nucleotides. RefSeq names its product calcium voltage-gated channel subunit alpha1 E (gene CACNA1E). Gene Ontology annotation, cellular component: voltage-gated calcium channel complex; neuronal cell body; membrane. NCBI's taxonomy places the organism in Eukaryota, Metazoa, Chordata, Mammalia, Carnivora, Hyaenidae. Bases 2 to 6940 code for a protein of 2312 amino acids. Gene Ontology annotation, molecular function: high voltage-gated calcium channel activity; calcium ion binding. The record is from RefSeq and is a predicted model, not a curated record. The transcript is spliced from 48 exons. Gene Ontology annotation, biological process: calcium ion import across plasma membrane; chemical synaptic transmission.